Molecule: messenger RNA, 1318 nt
Organism: Morus notabilis
Lineage: Eukaryota; Viridiplantae; Streptophyta; Magnoliopsida; Rosales; Moraceae
Product: protein RETICULATA-RELATED 4, chloroplastic
Exons: 8
Coding region: 130-1290 (386 amino acids)
Source: RefSeq, a predicted model, not a curated record
CCUAAUCUUCAACUACACACUAUAAUUUUUUCUUUAGACAGAAAAAAAAAAGAAAAAAAGAAAAAAAACUCCCUUCAACUUCUCUGUAACAUUGAAGAAGAGAGAAAAUAAGAAAAACCCGCCAUAACCAUGGCGGUUUCUACCUUCUCAAACUUCUUCUCCUCCUCUCAACAUUCUCUCUCUUUCCCUUCACCAAAUCACCACAAAUGUUCCUUUCCUCAAACCUUGAUGACUUUCUCCCUCAAAACUUCUCCUACUCUCUCUUUAACCACCUCAAACACGACCUUCCCACCGGUCACCACACCCUUCCGACCGCCGUACGUCACCGCAGGUGGUGGCUCUGAUGGUGGAGGAGGCGGCGCCGGCGGAGGGGACGGCAAUGGCAAUGACGGCGGGCCAGAUGAUGGUGGGGACUUCCGGGACCAAAACAAGGCGGAGGCAUUGAUGGCAUUGGCGGAGGAGGGACGGUCGUUGGAGAGCCUGCCGAAGGACUUGGCGGCGGCUGCGGAGGCGGGGCGGCUGCCGGGGGCGAUUGUGAGGAGGUACUUUGAGCUUGAGAAGUCAAUGGUGUUCCGGUGGUUACUUGGUUUUGGAGGCUUUAAGGAGAGGUUGCUUGCUGAUGAUCUUUUCUUGACCAAAGUUGCCAUUGAGUGUGGCGUUGGGAUAUUCACCAAGACUGCUGCAGAAUUGGAACGGCGGAGAGAGAAUUUCAAAAAAGAGCUAGAUUUUGUGUUUGCUGAUGUGAUUAUGGCCCUAGUAGCAGAUUUUAUGCUAGUAUGGCUUCCUGCUCCAACUGUUUCUCUCCGGCCGCCACUUGCCGUCAGUGCCGGCUCUAUCGCCAAGUUCUUCCAUGGCUGCCCUGAAAAUGCCUUUCAGGUAGCUUUGGCUGGAACGUCUUAUUCACUUUUACAGAGAAUAGGUGCAAUUGUGCGCAACUGGGCCAAACUGUUUGCAGUGGGGACUGGGGCAUCUCUGGUUGGUACAGGAGUCACAAAUGCAUUGAUCACUGCAAGGAAGGUUAUAGAUAAGUCAUUUGCUGGUGAAGCAGAGGAUGUGCCCGUUUUACCAACCAGCGUUGCCUAUGGUGUUUACAUGUCCGUUUCUAGCAACCUAAGGUACCAAAUACUGGCUGGAAUUAUAGAACAAAGAAUUCUAGAACCUUUGUUACACCAACACAAGGUUGUGCUAAGUGCCGCUUGCUUUGCUAUUCGAACAAGCAACACAUUUUUGGGUUCAAUACUGUGGGUCGAUUUUGUACGUUGGCUUGGAGUUCAGAGGAGAAGAGACUAGAGCGUAGGGCUGAGCGGCUUAUUUGUAC